AUGGCAAAGCUCCUACGCAGGCUCGUCACCUCGGUUUGGGGCGAUUGCGGCCCCAAGGCCCUCUGGCAGCGCAUUCUCAAAGACUUCAUAGCCUGUGUCAUUGCAACCACUAUUGCCGUUCUCCCCCAGAUUCGAAGCUGGUCAUCCUACCUGACGCCAAUGGUGAUUGCCUUCUCACACCCAGGACAGCGAAUGGGUGUCGUUAUCGAGAACAUCAUCAUGAUCAUAUUCGGCUCCGGCAUUGGCUUGUCCUGGAAUAUGCUGGGCUUAUACCUGGGGAGCCUGGUCUACAACUCCAACAAUGCUGGUGCCUUUACGAUUCGGGCCUUCUUCUAUCUGGCAUGCAUCUUGCUUCAUGGCUAUCUGAGGUCUUCAAGUCCUCGCUUGUUCCUCUUUGUCUUGUCGCUGAUCCUGCCCGCCGUCAGCGUGCUCAAUGUACCGACCGAGGCCACACCCACCUUGUACACGACAAUCUAUGUGCCAAUUCUCAUUGGCGUCGGCGUCAUCCUCUUCGUCAACGUCAGCAUAUUUCCAGAGUUUUCAGGCAGCUACUUGGGCACUUCUACCAUCAGUGCUCUAUCAGAAAUGGUCGACACACUUGAACGAGCCACCCACUGGUUCGUUACCCCCGGAGGCGACCGUGUCGAGUCCCACAGGAUGGGAAGCUUCCUGGGCACCCCUGUGAUCGAAGAUCAGGGCGUCAAACAACAGCAGCCCCAGAUGAAGCGUGGCCAGCAGCUCAUUAUCCGUUACUGGCACAAUCUUUGUGCUGUACUUCCAAACCCCUUUCCGUCGGCCAAGGCCAGCGCCAGGGCAGCCAAGCCGCCGUUGCAUGCGACUACACUUGCUUUUCUGACGGAGAGGAAGCCCCCGAUCCGGACUAAACUUGCCGCGUGCAAAAAAGCUCAGAAUGAGGUCAACUUUGAAAUUUCCAUCUCACCCCUUGCUCCGGCUGACAUGAAGCCUAUCAGUGUUGACCUCAUGAGCCGUCUGUCCCAGAGCGUCAUAACACUGAUUGGCGCUUGUGAGAACAAAUUCAUCGUUCUUGACGAGGAUGACAUGGAUGAUAGCGACUUAGCAACGGAAGACGAUGAUAUCUGGCAAUCACCUAAGUGUCUGAAUGCUCUGGAUAUUGCCACGCCCAGGGUCGACUAUAUCAAGUUGAAUCGGCAGAUUCGGCUGAGCAGCGCCAAGCUCCUGGAGUCAAUCGUCAUGCGCAUACGGGCUCCUGUACAAGAGUUUCAGACCUCUACCAACGAAGCAGUGCUUGUGCUUAUAUCAUGUUUGGCAUAUUGCUACGAUGUUCCCACUCUCCCUUCUGGCGCCAGGACACCUCGGGGCAUCCGAUUGGAGGAGAUUGAUCUGCGGAUUGACAUCUUCACUGAUGCGUUGGCAUUAUUUGAUGAGCAAUGCGCCGAGCAACUCAAGCUGAUUGCCAUGCAGGAGACGGGCCAAUCGCUCGAUUUUAUGCCGCGUAUGGAGUCUUUCCUCAUCUCGUCGUUCCUCUUGGCAUUUCGCCAGUCUUCGACACACAUCCUCAAGAUGCUUCGUCAUGCUCGCCAACUGGUAGAACAGAGACAGCGUCGCCAUGAUAAAACACGCAUCUGGAUGCCCCAAUAUUCAAGUCUCCGCUGGUGGCUACGUACUACUGGCGAGCUUGAUUCAAUGGUGCUCCCUGAAGGCGCGAGAAAAGCUGCUCGCCGUGGAGAAUUGGCCGGAGACAACCCGCCGAAAGACGAAUCGAAGGAAUCCGCCGGCGUUCUUGAUCGCGAAAAGCAACCGAGAGGGGGUGCAAUGGAUGAAGAAGCGGGCCCUACAGUCGUCCCUCGAUCAGAGAGCGUAAUCAGAAAGAGGAUAUCUAACCGCCAGAAGAGAAAGGAGGGAAAAGAGGAGCGCCUACAGUCUAGGGGAAAAGAUAGAACGAAACGUCCCGCCAGUUGGGCUCUGAAGAUUCGAGGAACAGUGGCAGAUGUUUUCGAAUGGGCUCAAGACUCUGAUGAUCUUUUCUACGCUCUGAAGCUAUCCUUUGCCGUUUUCCUUGUUAGCUGGCCAGCCUUUGUGCCUUCUUGGAACGCAUGGUAUGCGAGUGUCCACGGCAGCUGGGCGCCACUUCAGUUGAUCUUCAUAUUCGAGGUGGCCAUUGGCACGUCCGUGGUAUCCUUCAUCAUUCGACUUGUUGGGCUAGUGCUCGGCUGCACAGCUGGGUACGUCUCGUUCGUCAUUGCCGGGGGCAGCAGGGCCAUCCUCGUUGUGGUUCUGGCCUUUACACUGCUGCCCGCUGCAUAUUUCCAUGUUGCAACGAAAUACGUCAAGGCUGGUGCGGCAGCCAUCAUAUCGAUGAAUGUCGUUGCCAUAGGUACAAAUUAUCUGACUUGGGUGCAAUCAGCCUCUGAAAAUGUCAAUACCGAACGGCCACAACAGGUUUACUAUCAGCGCCUCGUAGCCUUCCUGGCCGGAGGCAUUACAGCGGCUUUCGUGGAACUUGCGGUUUACCCCGUGCGUGCUAGGGAUCGGUUGGUGGAAUCUCUAUCCGCCUGUGUGCAGCAUAUCCAAAGCAUGCAGGGCGCCAUGGCCGUCGGGCUGGAUGGACCCGACGUCCUUGAUGUCCGGUCUCCAAAGCUGCAUCGCAAUUUUGAUCGCUGGCGAGAUAAAGCCCAAGCCUCACUUGCAGCAGCCGAGACGUUUCUGCCGUUCUGUUCGUCGGAACCGCGCCUAAAAGGCAGCUUUAAGAAGCUCGCGCCUAUAUAUGCUGAGAUUGUGUACGUGCUUCAUCAAAUCAUCGAUCGGAUGGACAACGUCGUGCAACUCCGCAAGGCUUAUGGCUCCUCUGUUCUGGAAACCCUCAACCCGCAAGCAUACAUGUAUCGGCGGAGUAUGGCGGCCAGUUGCACCCUCAUGCUGUUCGCCGUCAACGAGGCCUUGACAACCUGGCUCCCACUCCCGCAGUUCCUUCCCUCGGCUCGUGUAGCGCAUCUCCGGCUGAUCCAUCGGGUUCGGGAAAUUAUCACGUCGCAAGCUUCCACCUCGGCUCCUGUCACGCCUACAGUGAGCCAUGCCAGUCAUUGCAGCAGCACGAGCGAGUACGAAGAUCAGGCGAAUGAGAAGAUUGCUCGCCUGAUUACCAAGCAUAACUUUCUCUCCUGGAAUGCCAGCGCUGCUGGCCACAUGGAGAUUAUUGAGUACCUCGAAGAGCUGGUCGAGCUGGUCAAGAUGUUGGUGGGCGUCAAUGCAUUCCGUUCGGGAAUGCUGGAGAAGCCCAAUUAUACGCGUUAUGUGCAGAUGAAGGAUCCUCAACAAGAGUCCUUGACCACGGCUUACUCAAACACAACUGGCAGCUCAUCGACGGCGCACCAAAGCAGCGUUGCUAUACAAGAGGAACCGGAGGAGAUGCUAGACAUAUAUGAGGGCGAUGCGGAGGAAGUACCCAUCAGUUUGCGGAGGGUUAACUCGAGACUGUGGCAAGGCAACGAAGCUGCCCGAAGAGGAUCACAGACAGGUCCCAACAUGCGGUGA
Trichoderma reesei QM6a is the source of this 3513-nucleotide messenger RNA. RefSeq lists its product as uncharacterized. The coding region runs from base 1 to 3513 and encodes 1170 amino acids. The transcript has 4 exons. Lineage: Eukaryota; Fungi; Ascomycota; Sordariomycetes; Hypocreales; Hypocreaceae. The record is from RefSeq and is a predicted model, not a curated record.